AUGGACUCGGAGAAACAUCUAUCUUCGUCUACAGAUACCGCACCAGAUCCUUCCAAUCCUCCUAUUUUGCAUGAAGAUGUGAACCAACAUCUUGAUCUGAACUUGCCUAUAUGCCAAAAUGAAAAUAAAGACAUUAUGACCACUCCUCCCCCUAUGUAUUCACAACAGAAAAACAUUGAAGAACAGAAACACCUGAGCUUCCUACAACGACAGUGGGACAAGUUCCUUGGCGGAUUAGAGGGCUUACUUUACGAUAAUAGUAACCACGAUGCCCAAUAUUAUAGGAAAAUCAAACAGAAAUCGUCUUCCACUUCGGCUAUCUUGGUGGGUAUGAUGGCUGCAGUAGGUGGUUUCCUUUAUGGCUACGAUACAGGUUUGAUUAAUGAUAUACUUGAAAUGAGUUACGUCAAACGUCAUAUAGCAACGAAUGGAGUUCGAUUUUCUGUUCACGAAAGGGCAUUAGUCACUGCUAUAUUAUCUUUAGGUACAUUCUGUGGGGCCUUAGCAGCUCCACCAAUAUCCGAUACCUAUGGAAGGAAGUCCAGUAUAAUGGUAUCCUCAGGUAUUAUAUUUAUGAUUGGGAAUAUAUUACAGGUUUCAUCACAAUCCAUUACAUUUCUAUGCAUAGGAAGAGCAAUACUGGGUGUUGCUGUGGGACUUUUGUCUGCUAUUGUACCUUUAUAUCAAGCUGAAGCAUCUCCUAAAUGGGUUAGAGGUUCCAUUGUUUUCACUUAUCAAUGGGCAAUCACAUGGGGUUUAUUGAUUGCUAGUGCCAUUUGUCAAGGUACCAGAAAGUUGAAUAACCUGGGAUCUUAUCGAAUACCUGUUGCGCUUCAAUUCCUUUGGGGGUUGACUCUUUGUGUGGGGAUGUAUUUCCUUCCGGAGUCUCCUCGUUUCUACGUGACAAAGAAUAAAUUGGAUUUAGCCUUAGAGAGUUUGUCGAUGUUGAGACGACUCCCCAGUGAUGAUCCUGAUUUAAUUGAAGAAUUGGUUGACAUUAAGGCCAAUUACGAUUAUGAAGUAUCCUUUGGACGUACUACAAUAUUAGAUUGUUUUAGGAAUGGAGGUGGGAGACACAAGCAACGCUUAAGAAUGGCUACGGGAAUGGGUGUCCAAUUUUUUCAACAAUGUAGUGGUAUCAACUUCAUCUUUUAUUAUGGAACUAAUUUUUUCAUUAGUGCUGGUAUGAAGAAUAGUUAUCUUAUGUCAUUUACAACAUAUUGUGUCAAUACCGUGUUCACUGUUCCAGGAAUCCUUCUUAUUGAUAUUGUUGGCAGAAGACCACUUUUACUAUAUGGUGGGGUAGCUAUGUCUUGUGCCAACUUUAUCAUUGCCGUGGUUGGAGUUGCUGUUCUGGAUACGUUCAUAAGUUCUACAAUAUGUAUAUCUUUCCUGUGUGUGUUUAUUGCUAUUUUUGCAAGUACAUGGGGUGGCUGUACUUGGGCACUUUGUUCGGAUAUCUAUGGUAUAAGUAUUCGUCAAAAGGCAAUGUCACUAUCUGCUGCCACCAACUGGUUGGUGAAUUUUGUGUUGGCUUAUGCCACUCCUUAUCUUAUUGAUACUGGACAUCACACUGCAGCAUUAGGGAAUAAGAUUUUUUUCAUUUGGGGAGGCUUUAAUGCCAUGGGAGCCGUUUACGUUUAUUUCAUGGUUUAUGAAACAAAAGGUCUUAAAUUAGAAGAAGUGGAUUUCAUGUAUUUGAAUUGUUCUAAUGCAAGACUGUCAUCCAAGUUUAAAUCUAGAAAGAUUGAUUAUGACCAACUUGAUCAACCUUCUUUGGCAAUCCCUAAUUCACGGAACUCAAUAUCGUAUGACCACAAUGAUAUGAACCAUUUGGAUGUGAGCUCUACUUCAUCGUUUAAUAAUAGAGAUUUGGAGUCUGGUCCUCCAUCUUCGUCUGAUUCUGGAAGUAAUAGCAACACUAUAUCUCCUUCAAGUUCACCCCCACCUACUUCGAAAGAUGCCCAAAUUAUAUGUGAAAGCGCAACUAAUGGCAGCACACCUCCAAACAAUAUUAAUAAUGACACUGCUACUAGUUACUAUAUUUCUCAAUCAGUGUCUAAUCCCAAUAGUGCGAAUAAUGCAACUGGGAAUUUUAAACUUAAUUCGACAGCAAGAGACCCUAGUUUGAUGAUUAUUCCUUAUCAAAACACAGGACUUCCCAAUGAUGAUAGUGAUGAAGAUGAUGACGGAGAUGAUGACGAUGAUGAGAAUGUUACAGACUAUCAAUCCUAUUUAAUGAGCCUUCAAUCUUCUAAAGUGAGUAAUUCUCAAACCCUGGGUCUGAUAGAUACUCCAAAAUAUCCUAUUCAAAGUCAUCAUCAAAGUGUUUUUGAUGAAUAUGAGGACCUAAUGAACAGACAAGCAAUUGGACAUACAGUUCAAUUAACUUCUUCUUCAACAAGUUCAAACCCUGGUGGUUUGGAAAAACCCACAAUCAUUGCUACGCCUUAUUUUAAUGCCCCUCCGGAAUUAGAUUCUCUGUCGGAAGAAAGCUCUUUAGAAGAAGAGGAGAACAGGGAAUAA
This is a messenger RNA of Lizanozyma spartinae, 2526 nucleotides long. RefSeq names its product glucose sensor (gene HGT4). Gene Ontology annotation, cellular component: membrane. Gene Ontology annotation, molecular function: carbohydrate:proton symporter activity. The coding region runs from base 1 to 2526 and encodes 841 amino acids. Gene Ontology annotation, biological process: carbohydrate transport; transmembrane transport. The record is from RefSeq and is a predicted model, not a curated record. NCBI's taxonomy places the organism in Eukaryota, Fungi, Ascomycota, Pichiomycetes, Serinales, Debaryomycetaceae. The transcript has a single exon.